ACAGAGAGACGGACGAGUGUCACGAGUCCUGCUCCUGCACACACGCAUUUAAUCCGGCAGAGCCGUCGAUCCUGUUCUUUCGCUCCUAGCUCUUCGUGGUGCUUUGUUGACCGUUUGGGCGGUACGAUGCAAACGAGACGCGGCCUGCCGUUCCUGCUGCUGCUGACAUCGCUGUGCUGGUGCGUCCUGGCCGAGGACCACCACAAACGUGUUCCCUCCGGUUUCACCGGAGUGCGCGGCAAGAAGUCCAUACCGGAGGGCGCGUAUGACGAGCAGGACGCCCCCGAAGCAUCGAAGACGCUCGAGGAACCGCAUCCGGAGCAACAAAAGGUGGAGAAGCGAGCGCCCAGCGGGUUCAUGGGGAUGCGCGGCAAGAAACCCUACAGUUACGGGGAACCGUGGGAGGGAAGUUAUCAGUUCCAAGAUGCGGUUUACAAGAGGGCGCCCAGCGGGUUCAUGGGCAUGAGGGGGAAGAAAGACAAUGAGCUCUUCGGAUAUGACGAAUAUCCAAAGAGGGCUCCGUCAGGAUUUAUGGGAAUGCGUGGCAAAAAAGAAUACGACCCCUUUGAGUACUACAACGAAAAAAGGGCUCCAAUGGGCUUCGUUGGAAUGAGGGGAAAGAAAAGCUACGAAGACGAAUUUGUGGAAGAUAAAAGGGCGCCUCAGGGAUUCUUUGGAAUGCGUGGCAAAAAACUGCAGAGAACGUCCGGUUUCUUCGGCAUGAGAGGUAAGAAGUACCCGUACGAGUUCCGAGGAAAGUUUGUAGGAGUUCGAGGCAAAAAAGAUAUGACCGAUGCGGAUUUGUACAGGAACGACUACUUGGCUAGAUUGGGAAACGUGCCCAAUUUGGAUAUGAAUCAGCUUCUGUUGCUGCUGACCGAAAAGAAUGACGAAUAUGAGGCGAAUCAGAUAGAUGUUGCGGACGAUGAGAACCGUAUCGCUGAAAAGUAAUUAUUUUAAGGAAUUUCCACAAAAUCAGAACCUUCUUGUCGUCUGUAAAACUUCUAGUCUAAAUAGUUAUAGAAAUAAUCAUUAAAAAUAAUAAAAAUUAUGUAUGUACAAGCUUGAGGACGUACUUUGGAUUUGGAUCUUCUUGAACGGAGUUCAAAGUUCGUCCUAUCAAUAUCCAUCACCAAAAAUAAUAACGGGGUUUUGAAUAAUGCCUAUGUUUGAUUUAUCGAAAAUUUGUUUAAUGUUUGGUUAAUGUAUGGUAUUUUGGAGGGUCCAAGGGGCUGGAUUCGGAUCCGCCAAUCUUACCUCAAAUUUGUUUUUUUUUUUUCGGGAAAAUUGUAACGCUAUAUGAAAAAUUUUGUUCCGUCCUCUGAUCUUCUGUUUAACUUCUAACUUCUAAAUUAAUAACACAUAUCAUAUGAAUUCGCUUUUGUCAAAAAGUGUGAAUUGAUGGAGACGUGACAAAACUUAUCUUUGAACAGUUCUGAAUUAAUAUGAAAAUCCUAUUCUAUUUUAAUGUAGAUAGAUAAAUGAAGAAGUUAUAUUUAAGUAUUGAUUAUGUAAUAGACUAUAUUCUGUUAAUAUAUUUAUUGUGACUUACAAUUAAUAAAUAUUAUUAGAGUUUGAGAA
Aethina tumida (small hive beetle) is the source of this 1581-nucleotide messenger RNA. RefSeq names its product tachykinins. The coding region runs from base 127 to 951 and encodes 274 amino acids. NCBI's taxonomy places the organism in Eukaryota, Metazoa, Arthropoda, Insecta, Coleoptera, Nitidulidae. The record is from RefSeq and is a predicted model, not a curated record. The transcript has 4 exons.